AUGAAUAUAGUUAAAGAAGAUUAAUUGAAAAAGUAAAUUCUUAUCAAAAUAGAAUAAGAAGCUGACCUCAAAAAAGUAGCAGUAUUUUUAAGCUAUCAUAACAAUUACAAAGAAGUUAACUUGCAGUAUGGGCCAAAGAUUAACAAUAUCUGCGUAAGAAGAAUUAGGAGGACUAUCAAUAAGUGGAAUCAAAAUAUAAAAGAAGAGAACAAAGCUUAAACAGUUAAUUUAUACCUUUCCCUGUAAGUCUUCGAUAUUUAUUAGAUGAUAAAUUUAAUCAAAUAUGCAGAAAAAUAAUCAGCUUUGAAUAGGAAUUUUCAUAUUUAUAUUGAAAAGUAAGACUAAAGCGCUUGGAAAAUAGAAUCUUUAUCAAUUCAAUUUGAUUUUAAUGAGGAUUCUAUUUACUUUUACAAUGAAAAUAAAAGUCAAGAAAUGGGUCAUAAAUUUAUUAGAGCAUACUGGAAUAAAACAAUUUCUUAAUAAAAGAACUCAUAAGUUGAAGAAUUAGAUUAUACGCAGCUUAUAAGUUAACUUGCAAAACUCUAAACAGUCUUCAAGUGUAUCAACUUAAACAAAAUAUAUUUGGCUACUUCAAUGAAAAAGAUCAAACUAUAAUUUGAAGGCUUUGAUUUAAAGAAAUCUAAUUUCUUUCCGAGUCCAUAAUAGCUAUGGAAUCAUUUUUAUCAUGGAAUAAUCACAAACUCUAAAAAUAGAAUAAGUCUUUAGGAGUUAAAUGUAGAAUUCGAAAUACUUGGGUGCUAAGAUGAUCAACUUUUUAAUAAUAGAAUAUAGCAUUAAUUAGAAACACUACCUAAUUUAAUUAGAGUAGUAAUAUCUUAUAAACUAAAAUAAAAUAUUUAGCUUUAAAAUUCAACACAAUAGAAUGAUGUUUUGAUUAGCUUAAAAUUACUUAUUAACACGGUUUAGACAGUUAUUAAAAGAGGGAGUCAAUAAAUUUAAUAUUUUGUUGGGAAGAUAAGUACAUCUAACUCAAAGAAAAAAGUUAAUAUUUUAAAAAUUUAGAUGAGCAGAAAUAAUUAAUACAAUAACUGGUAGCAGGGCAUAUUUAAGUUGAGAAAUAAAGCACAAUAUUUAAAAUCUAAAGAAAAUUUAGACACAUUUAUGCAAUUAUUCUAUUUAGUUAAAUAAAAUGUAUUGUUAAAUGUUUAAAAACUUAAAAUUUAUAUUUAAGAAUUUCAAAACAUUUAAAAAAAUUACUAAAGAGUGUUCCACAACAAAGAUAGUGAAGAUCAUUCGUUGAAAUUUUAUUAAGACUUGUUUCAUUUGAAACUUUAUAACACAAAAUUAAUAAGAUAUAAUCUUAUCUUGUGUGAAGAAUCGUUUCACUUAAAAAUGAAAAUUCAAGAAUUUCAUCACUUUAUCAAAUAUGCUGACAAUAAUAAUAACAGCUCAUUUAACUUUAAUUGCACAGAUCGUUUUAGGAGUUCUAAGUUGCUUUAUCAUUUUCUAGAUACAAUUUUUACUAAAUCUAUGAAAAAUUUGCCAAAGAAUGCAUUAUUUUACAAUUUUGUUGAGAUGAACAAAAUGAUUGAGGAUAACGAUAAAAUAAUCGUUGAAAAGCAUUCAUAAAAACUCAAAUUAAUAUAAUAAAAUAAUUUGAAUUUAAUUAAGGAAGAAAGCAAUAUUUCAGAAGACUAAUUAAAUUUUAAUGACACAGAUGAGAAUCCAAGAGAUAAAUCUGCUUUAAAAAUAUAACAAUCUAUAAAAAAACCACAUUCUUUCAUUUUAGAUUAUAAAAAUAAAACAUAAAAUAAAAUACUAAAUAGUUAAGGAUCUUUAAAUUUUAUAGAUAACUUAGAGUAAAAUAAUUUAAAAGAAAAUGGUAAAAAAUUAGAAAUUAAUAAAUCUAACACUGUUUAUGAAUUUGGAGCAAAUUAAAAAUCAAAAGCACAAUUAGAAGUCAAUUAAAGUUUUAUAAAUAUUCCUAAAGAUGAUUUAGAAUGUAACAACUAAUAAGAAAAAUAUUUAAAAGAAUUUCAACUUGAGAUAGAAUGUGUCGAUAGCUAUGAAAGAUUUGAAGAUUUCUUGUAAAAUACACUUUCAAACAUGAUGAGUGCUCACACUUAAAAUGUAAAAAUAAUUAUUAGAGACUCUAAUUUCUAUGAAAAAAUAAAUAAUAAUAAUUAAAAUGGAAAUUCAAAACCUAUAAUUUAGAAUAUUUAUUUUGAUAUUUUCAAUAAAAUUCUUUCAAAGAUGAAUGUGUGGCCUGAGCAAUAGAUAAAUUUACAAUUAUUUUAAAGGAAAAUCUGCUAAUUUGCUAUUAUUUUACAAAAAAAUUAUUUUUAAAUUUGCAAUGUAGCCUAAAACGAAUUGAUUAAUGUAGAAAUGACAAUUACUAACGAUGCUUCGCUGAUUAAAUAAAUAUAGUCAAGUGGUCUGAUGUAAGAAAGAAUGAAGUAAUCUAAAUUUGAAAUUAAAUCCUAACAAGAAAAUGCUCAACAAAAUAUAGCAAAUAUAUAUUCCUAUCUGCAAAGGAUGUACAGAUUUUUAGUGUAGAAUAAGAAUUGGGCAUUUGCUUAGGAGUUUCAGUAAAUGAUUAACUGUCUUGGAUAUAAAAUUUAUGAACUGCAUAUAUAAUAUUAAUCUUUUGAAAAUUUAUAAAAUUAAGAAAGCGUAUUAAAUCAUGUGAUGAAUUUAAACACAUAACAGAUUUCUUUAGUUUAUAUUAACAUUCAGCAAUAAAAUAACUAAAACAAUAUAAAUAAAAAUUUUAUUUAAUGGCUUGAUUUACUGAUUUAAAGCAGAUUGCCUGCUGUAAACAUAAAUUAAACAGGAAAAAUGAAGUAAAGUUAAAAAUCUAUUUUGACAAAUUCUAGCAUGCAAAAUCUUCCAAUUAUUUAGUUUAAUGUGUAGUAAAUAUAACUAGCAUUUAAUCCAAGAAGAUAACUUUUAAUUUCUAAAUGGCUAAGCAAUAACCAAACUCAAUUAGAGAAAGACAUAAUAGCUGUUUUAGAAACUAAAUUCGGAAGCUGCAUAAAAAUGAUAACAACAGCUCAAUGCGGCUUGACUCACAAAAACAAGCAAAAAAACAAUAUAAUGGAUAAUGAAAAUUCUAAAAACCUUGAAGAAUUUGAAAUAAACUUCAAUUUAAAUAUGUCAGUUAUAGUUGCAAAGGUACAGCAAGAUAAUUAACAAGAAAUUUAGUCUAUUAGACCUGGUCUAUGCUUUAACUUUAUUAAAAUAUUUUCUAAAAUGAAAUACAUGGAACUGAUUGUAAAUCCAAAAAAUUCUAAAUUCUAAUGUUAGCUGGGAUAAAGAUUACAGUAAAUGAAUGAAAUAAUAGAUUUAAAGAUUCAUUUCACAAAAAAUCCUUAGGCGAAUUGGGAAGAGUAUACUUUAAUUGAAUAUCUUGGUUUUUUAAGAGCUAAAUUACUUCAUAUUGAAGUUUUAGAUGAAGAGAGAGACUUGAAAUUUGUAGAUUAAUCAAAAAGUGUGUUCUAUAAUCUGCUCACACUGUAAAACUUGGUUUCUUUUUAAAUAAGAGUUGAACAAAACAAUGACCCAACAGUAAAUGCUAAAUAUAAAUUAAGACAUUUCGAUUUUUUACAGCCAUUCCUAUACAUACCUAAGAAUUUAUUAACGUUUUAAGUUAUCACUCCUCAUAAAAAAAUAAAUGAUUAAUUCAAUUUCAAUAAAAGAUAUUUGAUUUAACUUUCAAUCAAAUCUAUCUAUAAACUAAAGAUUUUUAGAAAAGACAUAAUUUAUCAAAUCAUUGACUUUUAUUUAUGA
Messenger RNA from Tetrahymena thermophila SB210, 3750 nucleotides. RefSeq lists its product as hypothetical. NCBI's taxonomy places the organism in Eukaryota, Ciliophora, Oligohymenophorea, Hymenostomatida, Tetrahymenidae. The record is from RefSeq and is a predicted model, not a curated record. The transcript has 4 exons.